This is a messenger RNA of Fonsecaea monophora, 1413 nucleotides long. RefSeq lists its product as hypothetical. The coding region runs from base 1 to 1413 and encodes 470 amino acids. The transcript has a single exon. Gene Ontology annotation, molecular function: water channel activity; glycerol channel activity. Gene Ontology annotation, biological process: glycerol transmembrane transport; water transport. The record is from RefSeq and is a predicted model, not a curated record. Gene Ontology annotation, cellular component: plasma membrane. Lineage: Eukaryota; Fungi; Ascomycota; Eurotiomycetes; Chaetothyriales; Herpotrichiellaceae.
AUGUCUCCCCCCGGGCCAGAUCUCCUCCGCCGGGCGACCACCGCCAAUGUCUCAUCCUAUCUUAGUGAGCCGGUCGUCCCGCACAAUACCGUGCAACAACCUGGCAUUCUCAGCGCAGAAACAAAGCGCAAGGAACGCGAGCUGGUCGCUGAGAAUAUCAGCGCACACGACAAGGCACGUACUUCAUCUGCAGAAGGACGGAGAGGAAGCCAUGAAUCUCAAGGGCCGCAUACCCACGCGUACACAUCUCCCAGUGGUUCGACGGCCCAUGACUCUUCCAUAGAUCGGACGCAAGAUUUGGUCGUCGGACGUGAACUGGAACGGGCGGUGAGGAGUGAAUCUGCCAUCGAAUCAGCGCGGCGGCGACUGCAGCAAUUAGCAGAUACGGCUGAGUACGAAAGUGGUUUGCGGCAGUGCCCUCCAAACAUUGACUGGGAAGAAUAUCACCCCUCGGGUGACACCCUGGUACAACAGCUCUCGCAAUCGGGCGAAUAUUCUCGGCCGCGAUUCUUCAACUUUUGGGGCCCAGUACGACAUAAAUAUCGAAAGCCAUUCGCGGAGUUUCUGGGGACCCUGGUUUUCAUGACGCUUGGCCUGUCUGGAUCCAUCGUUCACAUGACAGCGGGCAGCGACUACGGAAGUCUGCUGACUGCGUACAUGGCAUGGGGUUUUGGGGUGAUGAUGGGCAUCUACAUUGCAGGUGGCGUCUCUGGCGCUCAUCUCAAUCCGACGAUUUCAGUCGUUCUCUCCGUCUUUCGCGGCUUUCCAUGGGACCUCUGCUGGAAAUAUAUUGGCGCUCAGUUCCUCGGCAGCAUCGCCGCAUCUGCACUCGUGUUUGGUCUCUACAGUGACGCCAUCAACGAGUACACGGCCUCAGACAUUGCUCGCGUUGGACCUGCAUUCUACACUCAACCCCGUGGCGGAUUGAGUAAUGUCGCUGCCUUUUUUAAUGAGCUCGUCGCCACCGCAAUCGCAGCCGGUUCCGUCCUUGCCUUGGGGGACGACGACAACGCACCGCCGGGAGCAGGCAUGCAUGCAUUCAUCAUCGCUCUCCUGGUCAUGUGCCUUUCCAUGGCCUUUUCAUACAACACUGGCGCAGCUCUCAACCCUGCGCGGGACUUUGGGCCUCGUUUGAUAACAUUUUUUGCAGGCUCUGGUGUCCAUGUGUUCACCCGGGAUAACUGGUGGUGGAUUUGGGGGCCUUGGGUCGCUACGCUCGCUGGUGGGCUUGUUGGUGCAAGCGUUUAUGACAUUUUCAUCUUUAAGGGCGGAGAGUCUCCCAUCAACUACCCCACUGGCGCCUUGAGAGCCGAGUUGAAUAGCUCAUGGAAGGAGAUAAGGCAGAAAUCAAAGAUAGGCCGGGGAAAGGAUAGCACUGGAGAUGUCAAUAAGGAGAUUAAUCUUGUCGCUUGA